Molecule: messenger RNA, 2678 nt
Organism: Schizosaccharomyces octosporus yFS286
Lineage: Eukaryota; Fungi; Ascomycota; Schizosaccharomycetes; Schizosaccharomycetales; Schizosaccharomycetaceae
Product: transcription factor
Exons: 1
Coding region: 154-2577 (807 amino acids)
Biological process (GO): regulation of DNA-templated transcription; DNA-templated transcription
Molecular function (GO): zinc ion binding; DNA binding; DNA-binding transcription factor activity, RNA polymerase II-specific
Source: RefSeq, a predicted model, not a curated record
GAACUGAAGUAUUAAUGCGAUACACGGCUUGGUGGAUCUCUACCAAGAGCAAUCCAAUCUUCCUCAGCCCAGAUUUUAAAUACCCUUAUUAAUACGUUUGGUAUGAUACUUUUAGAUUAAAGGUUAAUACAAAUACUAUUUCUAAAGGGAAAAAUGAACAAUGAUUUUUCACCUAAAACUACAACCGCGUUCUUUGAGGCAAUAAAAAAUGAAGAACAUAAUCGUCGUCGACGCGUGCCGAACGAACGAAGACGUCGCAUUGGUGUAGCUUGUUUAAACUGUAAAACGAAAAAAAUCCGCUGUGAAGGCGGAAACCCUUGCAAAGCAUGUGCUUUAAACGGUUUACAAUGCGUAUAUCCAAUGCGAGAAGAACGAGGUGCCGAAAUGAAACGAGAAUACUUUACGAACCUUUCAAAGAGAUAUCAGUGUCUUGAAUACAUGAUGGAGCGUCUUUGUGGUGUAAAGAUCUCUCAGUAUUCAACUGAUUCAUUGGUGAACGUGUCCACGUCGCUUAGCAAACAGCUGGAUCCAGUUCUUCCAAGCGACAUUUUCUCGUAUAUCACUGCAUCCUCUCCUUUCCCCAGCAAUCAUGAUUUUCUACAUACCCCCGCUGCUAUUCCGAACACAGAUAACCUACGAAGCAACACAGAACCAAUGUUAACUCCAGAAAUUCGUCAGUGGAAUGAUGACAAAGAGCGCCAUUACGAGGAAGAGUACGACAAUGCUGGGUCGAAUGCUGACUCCAAUGAUCAGAACGUGGACGAGAUUAUGAGACUUAUUGGGAAAAUUAAAGUUGAAAACGGAGAAUCUCGAUAUAUAGGUGCUUCAGCGGGUGAAGCUUUUGUUGACUCAGUACAAAGCGAAAUUCUUGCCGACCCUUCUUUUUCUGACUUGAAUACUUAUUCAUAUUCGCACCCUGUCUAUUCCCCUAAUGAGCAUGAUGUGAGCGCUAUUAAUCAAGGCCUAAGCCUUUUACCUCCCCCCGAAGUCGCUGAUUUCCUAAUAAAGGCAUUUUAUAGACACGUCCAAGCAAAUUUCUUUUUCUAUCAUGAGACACUUUUACGCUACAGACUGAAUAUUAUUAUGAAUUAUCAAAAUCCCUCAGUUGAUCCUGGCUUUCUUAGUUUAGUUAUGAUGAUUUUUGCACUGGGAAGUCAAUUUGCUCAUCUCGAAGUCCAAUCUGCAAGUACUUUACUUGACAAUCCUGGGAAACAAUUCUUUGAUACUGCUCGCCUUUUACUGCCGCAAGUCAUACAGCAAUGUAAACCUAGCCUCGUUCAGGUUUCCUUAUUAAUAGGCUUAUAUCUACAAUCUACACUUGCUCAAAAGAGCUCCUAUACUUACUUCGGUCUUGCUCUUACAGCAGCUGUUGCCAAUGGUCUUCAUCGAAGUUGCGAAAACCCCGAUAUUGAUCCUAAAACAAAAGAACUCCGCAACCGUUUAUGGUGGUCUGUUUAUACAAUGGACCGUUUGGUUAGCAUUGCUACGGGACGUCCUUUGUCAAUUGCGGAUAGUGAAUGCGAUGCCGCUUUACCAACUGUAGUUCCAGAACUCGAAAUUGAAGGUUCAGCCUCCAAUGUUCACAACAUCAUAUCCAUGUCAAAGAUUGCUCAAAUUAUGGGUAAGACCAUGGAAGAAUUAUACGGAACUGUAAACUAUAAGAAAAACCCAAUAACUAUUAUAGAAUCCUUACGAGCUGAUCUGAACGACUGGAAGCAAUCCUUACCUCCUUUUCAAAUUCUCGAAAACCUAGAUCCAAACGAUCCCUUAUUCCGCGCUAACGUUCAUCUUCACAUGACAUACGACCAAGCUAUAAUAAUCAUGUCCCGUCCUGUCUUGCUACAUAAAAUGAAAAAUGCCAAGAACUCACCAAGAGUAAAUCGUAUCAAUGAGGAUUGCAUUCUGGCAGCUAGGCAUCUAAUCUCUCUAGUACAUUUGCUACAACAGCACUCCCAGCUAUCUUGUUAUUCCUUCUUUGACUACAAUUAUACAUUUUCGAGUGCUCUCGUGGUUUUAUUGCAUUGUGUAACAGAGCCUUCCCAGGAAGAUGACAUAGCUAUGGAAUACGCAUAUGCAGCUCUUGAUUACAUGGCAGAGGGUAAUGAACCAGCAAAGAAUUGUGCUAGAAUUAUACGCUUGUUUGACACUCAUUUGAAGGGUAUACGUUCAGCUGGGAAUAAUUCUAGUCAAUCAGGAUUUAUGGCUUGGCAACGUUGGAUAGCCGAAGUCGCUUCAAAAAAUAAUAAAUCUAAUCCGGCCAAUUUCGUUAGUAGUUAUACACCUAGUGUAUCAACCAAACAGUCAAGUGCACCUUUAACCCCUGGAUCAACAACUCCUAUGAAUGCUGACAUGAGUUGGUUUUCUCUUCCUGAUGACAAUUCUUUUUCAAUGGAUGCAAAUGAUUUGGACGAAUAUAUUAAAAAGGUUGGCGCGGCAUGGGAUACUAACAAAACUACACCCGAUCUUGCCAAUGAUUCAUCAUUAUUGAGCUGGGCCAAUGCCGAUCAAGGAAUGGAUCUUGAGGGUAGCUGGUUGGGAAAUAUGCAUCCUUCAUGGUUAGAUUAUGUUUGUCCUUGAUUCCCGUUCUUUUUACUUUGGUAGUGAUAUGUUUUGAUUAAUGUUUUGUAUAUUGUAAUAUCUAUCUUCUUUCAUUUUAUGAUGAAUUGGUUUUUAAACUA